AUGGCAGGAUUCGCAUAUAGAAUAUCAUCUUUCAAGAAGGUCAAUCCAUUACCAUUCAAGCAAGCAAUUAAUCAGGACAAAACUAUGCACGAAUCUGGUAUACAUUUUGCUGCUCGUGCUCUUGGAGUAGCAACAAUUAUAACUACCUCAUCACUGGGAGCACUGUCUUUAUUUACGUGGUACAUUAUAAACCCAGUGGAUAGAAACGACUUUAAUGAACGUAUACGAAAUGUAUUCCCUUCUAGAUGGAAGAUAAAAUCAUCAGAUUGUCGUUCUGAAAUUAGAACUUUCGAAGAGCUUUCAUCCUUAAUAAAUGAUUCUGUAAAAAACAAAUGA
Schistosoma margrebowiei is the source of this 336-nucleotide messenger RNA. Lineage: Eukaryota; Metazoa; Platyhelminthes; Trematoda; Strigeidida; Schistosomatidae. The record is from the annotation of a GenBank genome assembly.